Molecule: messenger RNA, 2637 nt
Organism: Myxocyprinus asiaticus (Chinese sucker)
Lineage: Eukaryota; Metazoa; Chordata; Actinopteri; Cypriniformes; Catostomidae
Gene: muc13b
Product: mucin 13b, cell surface associated
Exons: 12
Coding region: 109-2154 (681 amino acids)
Biological process (GO): cell-cell junction assembly
Source: RefSeq, a predicted model, not a curated record
GCAAAGCCACAUCUCACUUGGAGAUCUAGAUCAUCUUUUCUUUUCUUUUUUCAUACGUAUUGUAUUUACUCUUUCAAAAUAACUGAAGAACUAUUUGAACAUCUGAAGAUGAAUUUACCACUCAAGAGGCUUUUGAUUUUUUGCUUAGUGGCUGUUGCAGAAGAAAUGCUUGGUAUGACGACAGCUGCUGAUACCCCUGAAUCCGCCACGACUGUCACUCCACCUGCUCCCACCACAACUGUCACUCCACCUGCUCCCACCACGACUGUCACUCCACCUGCUCCCACCACAACUGUCACUCCACCUGCUCCCACCACGACUGUCACUCCACCUGCUCCCACCACAACUGUCACUCCACCUGCUCCCACCACGACCGUCACUCCACCUGCUCCCACCACGAAUGUCCCUCCACCAGGUCCCACCAUGACUGUCGCUCCAUCUGGUUCCACCACGACCGUAACUCCACCUGCUCCAUCCACGACUGUUACUCCACCUGCUCCAACCACGACCGUUACUCCACCUGCUCCCACCACAACAGUCACUCCACCUGCUCCCACCACGACCGUCACUCCACCUGCUCCCACCACGACCGUCACUCCACCUGCUCCAACCACGACCGUUACUCCACCUGCUCCCACCACAACAGUCACUCCACCUGCUCCCACCACGACCGUCACUCCACCUGCUCCCACCACAACUGUCGCUCCACCAGGUCCCACCACGACUGUUGCUCCACCAGGUCCCACCACGACCGUCGCUCCACCAGGUCCCAGCACGACUGUUGCUCUAUCUGGUCCCACCACGACCGUUACUCCACCUGCUCCAACCACGACCGUUACUCCACCUGCUCCAACCACGACCGUUACUCCACCUGCUCCCACCACGACUGUCGCUCCACCUGCUCCCACCACAACUGUCGCUCCACCUGCUCCCACCACGACUGUCGCUCCACCAGGUCCCACCACGACUGUUGCUCCAUCUGGUCCCACCACAACUGUCGCUCCACCUGGUCCUACCAUGACUGUUGCUCCAUCUGGUACUACACCUGGGACACUCACCAUCACAACUGAGGCCACCACAACCACUACCACACAAGGUCCCUGUUCCUCAAGUCCUUGUAUCGGAGACAGUAUCUGUCAUGAACGUCAUGGUGGCUUCUUUGUUUGCAUCUGCCGGACUGGGCUGGUUUACGACAACGUAAGAGGCUGUUCUCAAGCAAAAGUCUUCCCUGGUUCUUUAACUUUGAAAGAUGAUUUUCAAAUGGAAAUGUUUGAUGAAACGUCACAACUGUUUAGAGAAACAGCUGAAAGAAUUCAAAAUGAGCUGGCACAAGCUCUUAAUGGUGAUGGCUACAUUAAUUCCAUCGUUUUGAAACUAAGUGCUGGUAGUAUAAUUGCAGAAGUGCAGAAUUUCUAUGAACUUUCAUCCAAUGCCACAACGGAUUCAGUUAAAGCCAAGAUUGAUGAAGCAAUUGACAAAAAAGUCAUUACAAAUGCCGAUUCAUUUACUCAAGAAAAUGUGUGUACUGCUUUCUGUGACAAUACCACCACAGACUGUACGGGUGAUGGUAUUGCGACGUGCAGUUGCAAAGAAGGGUACAUCAGAUCCCAAAUCACAUCUCAGGCCUGCAUUUCUUGUCCCAGUGGGGAACAGGCAAUUGAUUCACAACGCUGUGAAACGUGUCCAUUUGGCUUCUCUGGAUUCAACUGCAAUGAUCCAUAUCUUCUGGUCGUGGUCGUGGAGUCCUGUGUGUUGGGUGGAUUUCUGAUCAUCUUUAUGGUGUCCCUGAUAGUUGUAAGCUGCAGGAAUCCAAAGGAAAAAUCCUCAUCCAAAGAAGAAUUAAGUCCAUAUAAGGAUAUUGAAAUGCGCAAACCUGCGGGAGUUCCCAGGAUCCCCCGGGCAAACCCUACUGCCGGCUGGCAGCCUGCCAAUCUGGAGACAACCAAUAGUGGGAGCACUCAGGCACUGGUGACCAAAGAUCACUCAGAGAACAAAGCACGUUACACUGAUUAUGAUGACUAUGACGAGGUGAGCUACAAGAGUCAAGUUCCUCCAGCAUACUCUGGCUAUGGUGUGAAGGGAGUGGAAAAUGGCUCAAGGGGAUUGCAAAACUCAUACUAUCGGCAAGAUGAUGACAGAAUGCGCAGAUAUUAGCAUCACAUGUUCAGGACAAAUCCCUGCAUUUGGAUGAUUUUGUUUCUUCUUCACUUGGACUGUAUUACUUUGUAUUUUAUUUUUAUUUUUUUACUUCUUUAUGGCCAAAACUUCAAAGGUUAAAAUCAGUUUCAAGGCAGAGAAUAAUUAAAUACAGCUAUAACAAACAGAAUUCCUCCAUUUUUACAUUUUGUGGUAUUACAUUAAGUUUUUUUUUUUUUUUUUUUUUUUUUUUUAAUAUGCUUUUUGUUUUAAAGAAGUAUUUGGAUAAAAUAAAAGAUUCUUCUUGAAUGCAAGUUAUGUCCUUAACAUUUAUAGAUUUUUUUUUUGUUUGUUUGUUUUUCCAGCAAUAAUCAAAACAUAUUCAUGCUUAUAAUUCAGCAGUUGUUGUGAAGUCAAAUAUUUUUAUGUUUUUCAUGUUUAUGACAUAUAAUGGUUUUAAUGCUGUUAAAUGUUAAUGUUAGCACUGUUCAUCACUCAGUU